This is a messenger RNA of Oncorhynchus mykiss (rainbow trout), 1558 nucleotides long. Its product is annotated as NELL2-interacting cell ontogeny regulator 1. The record is from RefSeq and is a predicted model, not a curated record. NCBI's taxonomy places the organism in Eukaryota, Metazoa, Chordata, Actinopteri, Salmoniformes, Salmonidae.
AGUACAGUAUAUGCAUAUGAGAUGAGUAAUGUAGGGUAUGUAAACAUUAUAUUAAGUGGCAUUGUUUAAAGUGGCUAGUGAUCCAUUUUUUUUUACAUCUUUAAGGUUAUGCAACUAAAGAUGCUAAAAUUAGUGCUGUGAUUAAAUUAGCCUAUAAGACAUGUGACCAACAUAGCGAACCAGAGAGGCCAACAUUUCAUUUGCAAUGAAUAAAACAAUUUAGCAUCAUUUUACGUGUUUUUGGGAGGGACAAUCCGUUCAGAGGGUUUUAUACGCAUGCGCUUUCUGUCCAUCGAAUUCAUAUUCAACACAAUCGUCUCUUCAUUAUCACACACAGUGAGUAGGCCUAGAUUUGAAUGCUUCUGUAACCGAUGUGAAAUGGCUAGCUAUUUAGCGGGGUGCGCGCUAAUAGCGUUUCAAUCGGUGACGUCACUCUCUCUGAGCCCUUGAGGUAGUUGUUCCCUUUGCUCUGCAAAGCCGCGGCUUUUGUGAAGCUAUGGGUGACGAUGCUUCGUGGGAGGCAGUUGUUGAUGUGUGCAGAGGGUCCCUGGUUCGAUAUAUAAACAUAUAUAUAUAAAUGUGUGUAUGUAGGCCUAUAUAAUGGUGUGAAAUAAACAGUAUAUGUUAUAUAGGAUGAAAUAGACAAUAUGUACAGUAAGUUAUAUAGGAUGAGUCUUGAAUAAAAUUAAGUAUGUAUAUGCAUAUGAAGUGGGUAAAACAGUAGGCCUAUGUAAACAUGUAUUUUUUUAUUUAUAAAUUGAACUUUUAUUUAACUAGGCAAGUCAGUUAAGAACAAAUUAUUAUUAACAAUGACAGUCUACACCGGCCAAACCCGGACGACGUUUGGCCAAUUGUGCGCCGCCCUAUGGGACUCCCAAUCACCGCCGGUUGUGAUACAGCCUGGAUUCAAACCAGGGUGUUUGUCGUGAUGCCCAUAGUACUGAGAUGCGGUGCCUUAGACCGCUGCGCCACUUGGGACCCCUAGUGAGUCUUUUGCUGAGCAAACAUAGCCUACAGUCGUUUUCAUCUAGCCUACCAAUUUCGUAAUAUGAUAGCUGCCUAUCCUAAAGUUUCAAAGGCUGAAAUUCGCUCUCUCCGUUUGCCAGGUCUUCCUCUGGACAUGAUGCACCGCAGUAUGGCAUCGAGCGGCUAUUUGAAAGCGGUGAUGCUGCUCUUAGCCGUGCAGCUGCUGUCUUUUAGGCCAGGUUUUGGCGAGCAGGAGACGGGGAAGGCAAUACCCGCAGAAAGACGUCCCUGUGUGGACUGCCAUGCAUUUGAAUUCAUGCAGAGGGCACUGCAAGACCUCAAGAAGACUGCUUUCAAGCUCGAUGCCCAGACUGAGACCCUGGCGUUGAGGGCAGUGAGGCGAGCCUUGUGUGGAUGCACGCCCACUAAUACCCUGCACUGAGUUAAGUAGUGAUGUGCCCUCACCAUGGCAACCGACUCCACACCCACUAUUACUGGACACCUUCUUUAAACUGCCUGGACUAGACAGAUGUCUCUGAGCCUUCUUCUAUGGAAUAUUGUAAAAAAAAAAAAUUAAAUAAUUUGUACAACA